CUAGUUUGAGCGCAUAGACUGGCAUCAAUAAAUACAGCAAUUAAUCUUUGAACAUAAGUUGUUAAAGGCUUUCAAGCCAGCAAUUUGUUGUGAGGCUAUGAGGCAACUUAGCAGCAACUGCUGAAGGAGGAGAAAGGACAGCACCAGGAGUGUGAGCGAAUGGCCAAACACCAGCUUACACUGCCUGUAAAAAAUAGAUAUCAGUUUACAUCGUUAAACUAGCAAAGCCGAAAAAUGCAAAAGGAGAACAAUGUAAUGGUCCGCCAAACUGUCAAUUUUUUUGGUCCAUAUCGCUUGGACACCGGGCAAGGGUCAAACUGGUCUCGUCAAGCUAUGCGUACAUUGUGUGAUUGGAAAAAAGGUAGCCAUUAAAAUAAUCAAUCGUGAGAAACUUAGCGAAUCAGUGCUCAUGAAGGUUGAACGGGAAAUAGCCAUUAUGAAACUAAUCGAUCAUCCGCACGUGCUUGGUCUGAGCGAUGUAUAUGAAGACAAGAAAUAUUUGUAUCUGAUAUUAGGGCAUGUUUCUGGCGGUGAGCUUUUCGAUUAUCUCGUUAAAAAAGGUCGGCUUACGGCAAAGGAGGCGCGCAAGUUUUUUAGGCAAAUCAUAUCCGCGCAUGAUUUCUGUCAUUCACACUCCAUAUGCCAGAGAAUUUGCUGCAAGAUGUAAAAAUAACAUUAAAAUAGCGGACUUUGGUAUGGCCUCACUUCAACCAUGUUAGAAACCUCGUGCGGAUCCCCACACUAUGCCUGUCCAGAAGUCAUACGGGUUUCGAAAAAGCAAAAAUUUUUAAAUUACUGCCAUUGAACCCUUUUUGAUGUUUCUAAGUGUAAAUAAUUUUGGAUCGCGUUAGCAACAUACCGAUUUUAUAACAAAGCGAUUUUAAUACUAAGGUGGCUCUGAAACUUUUUCAAUCAUCAAUUCCAAUAAAAUGAGAAAAUUAUAACCACAUAAUUACUAAAUUUAAAUAAUGAAGAAGAUCUAGAAAGUAAUGAUAUCUUCGCCACGUCGAAGAUUUAAUACCCUUCUAAACAUAUUCCUGUUUCAGAUAUGUGGGAAUAAAAAGACACACAAAUGGCGCAUAAGGCAAAAGCGACCUUACAAGCUAUUUAAUAAAUAACAAGUAAGAGGUUCUAGUCGGGAGCUCCCGACUAGGGGAUACCCUGAACCGUCUUCUUCCAACACAAAAUGCAGAUCGCGCUACGCGCUCGUUUGCUUAAGUAGUUAUAAAGAAAAAUUAAAACACAAAAAAAAAAAUUGUUUCCUUGGCAGGGUUCGAACUUGCAACUAACCGCAACUAUAUUGGUGGGCAGUCUAAAUUGGUUUAUUUAUUUGACUUGUAGCUAUGUGGUAAAAGCGGGGAGGUGAUGGUAGCGAUAAAAUGAAAGAUACUUGAUAUAUACAUAUACACUGUUUGGGCUACAGCUAAACCACAAAUAAAAGAGCGCAUAAAAAAGAGCGAGUAACGAAAAUGCAUCUGUACAUAGAUCAGCCACAUUGAGUAAUGUCUUAUCACUCAAUGGAUCACGCGCUAUCACGGUUGAGUUGAGUUGAAUUUAGUGGCUCUCUCAAGCGCUCCAGCUUUAAGUCCUGUUACUUUAAGUUAUCUUACUUUCGUGUAUUUUGUAUUUCUAAUGAGCUUUGAAUUUGCUAGUUUAGUAACAGCUGUAGUAGGACAAAUACAUGCAUGUACAUACACAUACAGAUAGACAAAUUCUCAAGGCCAUUUAGGCAACAAUCUCCCGUUUGUUUUAAGCGCUAACAUUCCUCAUGCACUCUAAUUCUUGCAAGAAGAGCUCGACAAGUCGAAUCACGCCUUGUCUCGCUUACACACACAUAAACUUAUUGUCAAUUCUCCUUUAGUCUGUAAGCAUA
Messenger RNA from Drosophila montana, 1873 nucleotides. RefSeq names its product serine/threonine-protein kinase BRSK2-like. The transcript is spliced from 4 exons. The record is from RefSeq and is a predicted model, not a curated record. Bases 410 to 667 code for a protein of 85 amino acids. NCBI's taxonomy places the organism in Eukaryota, Metazoa, Arthropoda, Insecta, Diptera, Drosophilidae. Gene Ontology annotation, molecular function: protein serine/threonine kinase activity; tau-protein kinase activity; ATP binding. Gene Ontology annotation, biological process: protein phosphorylation; intracellular signal transduction; microtubule cytoskeleton organization. Gene Ontology annotation, cellular component: cytoplasm.